AGGCGGGCGAGGCCCCGAGCUGGAGGAGGAGGAGGAGCAGGCGGGCGGUGCGCGCUCUAGAGCCUCGUCCGGGCCGGGGUCUGCGGAGCUGCUGCACGUGAGCGAGCGAAGCAGCGAGCGAGCGCGCACCGGGAUAGCCGCUGCACCGCGCGCGGCUAGCGGUGGGGACCCGGCCCCGCAACACCCAGGAGCCCGGGCGGGGCUCAGGUCGCUCGGGGGCGGUGCCGGUUCCCGCCCCCCACAUCCGGGGGCCGGGCUGGGCGCUGGGCUCGCGCCGCGCGGGUGAGUCAGGCCGGGUUUUCCCUCUGUCUCUGGGGCCAGCCGACGAGUGUCGCCCAGUGCGUCCUCUGCCCGCCGAUCCGGCUCUCGCGCGUUCCCGAAGAGCCUGGGAAGAGAAAGGUUCGAGACCGAGCUGGGGACUGCAACGCGCCCUGGGAUCCACGGCGCCAGCAUGAAUCAGCUGCCCGUGCCCCGUUGAACCUUCAUGGCCACAGCCUCAGGCCCUGCUGGCAUUGCCAUGGGCAGCGUAGGCAGCCUGUUGGAACGGCAGGACUUUUCCCCUGAAGAACUUCGGGCUGCACUGGCUGGCUCCCGGGGCUCCCGGCAGCCCGAUGGGCUCCUCCGGAAAGGCUUGGGCCAACGAGAGUUCUUCAGCUACCUGCAUCUCCCCAAGAAGGAUGGCAAGACCACCAAGCGAGCUCCUCGGAAUGAGCCAGACUAUGCCACCCUCUACUACCGGGAGCAUCCUCGGGCGGGUGACUUCAGCAAGACUUCCCUGCCUGAGCGUGGUCGCUUUGACAAGUGCCGAAUCCGUCCUUCUGUGUUCAAGCCUCCUGCCGGCUCUGGGAAAGGCUUCUUGUCCAUGCAGAGCCUAGCAGCCCACAAGGGUCAGAAGUUGUGGCGAAGCAAUGGCAGCCUGCACACUCUGGCCUGUCACCCACCCCUGAGCCCUGGGCCUCGGGCUAGUCAGGCCCGUGCACAGUUGCUUCACGCUCUCAGCCUAGAUGAAGGUGGCCCUGAGCCCAGCCUAUCGGACUCUUCCAGUGGGGGUAGUUUUGGCCGUAGUCCAGGUACCGGCCCCAGCCCCUUCAGCUCCUCCUUGGGCCACAUUAAUCACCUUGGAGGCUCUCUGGACCGUGCUCCAAGGAGCCCCAAGGAGUCUGGACCUCUGGCGGUACUGAGCUGCCUGCCCGAGCCACCUCCCCCCUAUGAGUUCUCCUGUCCCACUACUGAGGAGGUUGCCGUGUUGCCUGAGACCUGUGAGGAACUCAAGAGGGACCUCGGUGACCAGGAUGUUUCUAACCCAUUUACUCAGGUGCUAGAGGAGCGCCAUCGGUUGUGGUUGUCUGAGCUGAAGCGCCUGUAUGUGGAACGGCUUCAUGAAGUGGCCCAGAAAGCUGAGCGCAGCGAGCGCAACCUCCAGCUGCAGCUGUUUAUGGCUCAACAGGAGCAGCGGCGCCUGCGCAAGGAGCUGCGGGCUCAGCAGGGCCUGGCCCCAGAGCCUCGGACCUCUGGUCCCCCCAUGGAGGCUGACCCCAAUGCCCGACCAGAGGAAGAAGCCCGAUGGGAGGUGUGCCAGAAAACGGCGGAGAUUAGUCUGUUGAAACAGCAGCUUCGGGAAGCCCAGGCGGAGCUGGCCCAGAAGCUGGCAGAGAUCUUCAGUUUGAAGACGCAACUUCGGGGCAGCCGGGCACAAGCCCAGGCUCAGGACGCUGAGCUAGCCCGGCUGCGGGAGGCAGUGCGCAGCCUGCAAGAGCAGGCACCUCGGGAGGAAGCCCCAGGCAGCUGUGAGACGGAUGACUGCAAGAGCAGAGGACUGCUGGGGGAGGCAGGAGGCAAUGAAGCCAGAGAAGGGGCCGAGCAGCUGAGGGCAGAGCUGCUGCAAGAGCGGCUUCGUGGCCAGGAGCAGGCUCUGCGCUUCGAGCAGGAGAGGCAGACUUGGCAGGAGGAAAAGGAGAGGGUGCUGCGCUACCAGCGAGAAAUCCAAGGGAGCUACAUGGACAUGUACCGCCGCAACCAGGCACUUGAACAUGAGCUGCGAGUGCUGCGGGAACCCCCUACAUCCUGGAGUCCCCGGCUGGAGUCCUCCAAGAUCUGAGGCUAGCCAAGUGUGCUGACAGCAGGCAUACUGUCAGAAGAUACCCCGAGGUGGCAGGCUCCUCCCUUGCACUGGUCAGGGGCCAGAAUCUGUAGAGGCCAGUUCAGGGAUGGGACGCCCAGCCAGUGGAGGGCUCCAGCGGGCAAUGGGAUGGAUAGGGUGCCUGCUCCAGAAGCUGUGGCAAAGUCUUGCUAGCAGAGAACCACACCCAGGGAGGGCCUAGCCCUGCUUCCAACAGUGGGUGUGGCCCAGUAAAGUAGGUUGGUGCCAUCCAAGCUUCAGCCCCAAGAUGCAGAAGGGCAGGAGAGGAGGAGGGUGGCAGGUGACUAGCCUGAGGUCUUCCUCCGUGGAAGGAGCCCAGGGUGGGAAGAUUGGUCUCCUCCAGAAUAAAAAGCACGUUUUUCUAUGAGGAGGCCUAGUUGAUAAGAUUGUCCUUGGCCUGAGGCCAGAGGCUCCUGGUGGUCAGUGUUCCAGGCCUUGGAGCUAGGCUGGAAAGAGUAUCCCUCAUUACAGUCUCUGGUCUUAUGUGGUGGAGAAUGGAGGAAUGUUACUUCUUGCUUCCAUACCCCACAGUACUUAGCUGCUGUGUGGGCUGCAAGCGCUUUCUUCAACACCAUCGGAUGUUGGAGAAGAAACAAUACCAGGGAAACAAAAGGAUUGGUCGACAGGCAUUUGCAGAACAUGAAGUGUUUUUUUCUGGUGGGAUGUCUGGACCCUGGGUGCCUAGGCAGCUGCUGGGUUUGGAGCCAGCUCAAGACAGUUUCCUCUGUAACAUGUAAAAGCUCCCGUGGACUCUGCCACCUCCAGCUGUGGUGUGCCCCUCCCUCCAUGGUGUGGGUGCCAGAGGCAGGUGCAGGAACCUUGGUCAUUUCCAGGAGCAGUAGAGGCCUGUAGGGUAUUUUAUUUUGCAUUAGAUCUGCUUUGUCUUCUAGAAGGGUCUGGGGAAAGAGUCCCUCAUUGUGUACCUGGCCUCAAAACUGACCUUUUAAAUCUGCUUCCAGCUAAAGCUGAUCCCAACAGUUCCCUGAAACCCUCAGACACCCCUACCUUAGCAGUGGUGAGCAUCCUUAUGGGCUUUGUUCCCCUUGGGCUAGGGACUGAGGCAGCUGAUAUCUCCUUUGCCUACCACCUACCUUACCUGCUCACUCUUUCUUCCUUCCUUUCUUUCUUUCUUUCUUUCUUUCUUUCUCUCUCUCUCUCUUUCUGAGUCAGGGUUUUGCUGUGUAGACCUGUAGACCAGGCCAGGAUGGAACUCAUUGUGUAGCCCAGACUGAUCUAUAGGGAUUCUGCUGCUCCCCUGUUGGACUUAUAGACCUGUGUUACACCUUAGCUUGCCAUCUUUCCUUUUCCUUGUGUUAGACAGGGUCUCCCAGUAUAGCCCAGUCUGGCCUUGGACUCAAAAUCCUCCUGCCUCUGCCUCCUAAACGCUGGGAUUAUAGGCAUGCGCCACCACACCCAGCGGGAUUAUAGGCCUAUACCUCCACUUUGGGUUCCUUUCUUCUAGAGAGAAAUCACUUGUUACAGAUGUGUGAUAGGAAUAGCUACUUAG
Messenger RNA from Mastomys coucha (southern multimammate mouse), 3647 nucleotides. RefSeq names its product NEDD4 binding protein 3 (gene N4bp3). The transcript has 5 exons. The record is from RefSeq and is a predicted model, not a curated record. Gene Ontology annotation, cellular component: cytoplasmic vesicle. Lineage: Eukaryota; Metazoa; Chordata; Mammalia; Rodentia; Muridae. The coding region runs from base 485 to 2098 and encodes 537 amino acids.